AUGGCAGGUAAAGGAACGCAGGUGUCGCCGUUACUCGCGAUCUGGAGUAGUUUGAACCUGGAUGCGGCGGAGGAGGUGGCUGCGGAAGGGAUUAAAGAGAAAGUGCUGCCGCUGCUGCAGGAGGGUGCGGGAGGAGGUGAUGCCGCGGCGGAAGCUGGAUCGUUGAAGGAGAGCGAUAUCGAUGAUGUUUUCAGCAAGAUGGAGCCGAGGGCUGCUACCGUGCCGUGGAUUGUUGCGAUGAACUCGCGGUAUUCGACAAAGAGCACGUUCGACACGACGGAGUUCUUCGCGUUGGCGGGGAGGCUGUUUAAGGAGUACUCUGCUGCGCAGGCAAAGUUGGUGCCGGAGGCUUUUGCGUCGCUUAUACGACUGGUGGUUGAUACAUCUAAUGCGAUGAACGAGCCGACUCUUUCUCUCCAACCACUGCUCGAUGCCGCGCUCGGUUUCUCAGAAACGCACGACACGCUCUCGCCCGCGCACAGCGCGUUCGUCAUACAAUCCCUCCGAGCCAAGACCUACGACCCCGCCGACGCGCUGCUCGCGCACCCUCUGACAAACUUCGACAGCAAGCACGGCGUGAACUACCGCGACCACCUCGCGUACCACUACUACGGCGGCCAACUCCUGAUCCACACGCGGCAGUACGCGCGCGCGCACGAGAUGCUUUCGGUCGUGUACUGCACGCCUACGAUGAACUUUGUCGCGUCCGCGCUGCAGGUGGCGGCGUAUAAGAAGAUUGUGCUGCUGGAGUUGGUGGUGUAUGGUAAGCGCGGGGUGAAGCCGAAGGCGGUGAGCGAGUACGUGGCGAAUAUUUGCCGGACGCUGGCGCAGCCGUAUAAUUUCCUUGGACAGGCGUUCGAGACGGGGGAUGCGGAGAUUGCGUCGAUGGUGUGGGGACAGGUUAAGUCGUAUUUCAAAAAUGAUGGGAACGAGGCGCUGGCGAUGGAGGCGGCGAGCGCGGUUCGGAAGCAUAAGAUCCGAAAGCUGCGGAAGACGUUUAUCACGGUUCCGUUGUCGUACGUGGUCGAGCUGGAUCAUGAUAUUACAGGGGCGGGGCCGGAUACACGGAGUUUGAUUUUGGAGAUGAUCGAAAACGGCGAGCUAUCGGCGUCGCUGUCGGCGGAUGAUCCAGAAAUCCUACGGUUCACAGACACGCCACUCACGGACGGCAACCUAGACGCCCUCCUCCUGACGCUCGAGAAAGUACGGAAGCUAAACAGCCAGCUCGCGCAGGCGGACCGCAAGGUCGGCAUGUCGCGGCAAUUUCUGCAGCUGAAGCAGCAGAGCGGGGGCAUGGCGAGCAGCGCGGGUGCGUAUAACCCGCACAUGGUGGUGCCGGAGUACGACGGGAUCGGGGAGGAGGACGUGUUGAUGAAAAUGGGGGACGCGAUGCGGUACGGGGAGGAGAUGGCGCGGAGGGUUAUGGGGGGAAGUACGGCGGGAAGAGGCGCGGGGAGGAUGGAUAUGGAUGAGAGUUUUAAUCAGUCGAUUGACGACGAGGAUGAGGAGUCGGAUUGA
Messenger RNA from Myxozyma melibiosi, 1518 nucleotides. RefSeq lists its product as uncharacterized. Gene Ontology annotation, cellular component: COP9 signalosome. The record is from RefSeq and is a predicted model, not a curated record. The transcript has 6 exons. Gene Ontology annotation, biological process: ubiquitin-dependent protein catabolic process. NCBI's taxonomy places the organism in Eukaryota, Fungi, Ascomycota, Lipomycetes, Lipomycetales, Lipomycetaceae. Bases 1 to 1518 code for a protein of 505 amino acids.